Hevea brasiliensis (rubber tree) is the source of this 1514-nucleotide messenger RNA. Its product is annotated as S-adenosyl-L-methionine-dependent uroporphyrinogen III methyltransferase, chloroplastic-like. The transcript is spliced from 3 exons. Gene Ontology annotation, molecular function: uroporphyrin-III C-methyltransferase activity. Gene Ontology annotation, biological process: siroheme biosynthetic process. The record is from RefSeq and is a predicted model, not a curated record. The coding region runs from base 255 to 1022 and encodes 255 amino acids. Lineage: Eukaryota; Viridiplantae; Streptophyta; Magnoliopsida; Malpighiales; Euphorbiaceae.
GCCCAAAGGAUCCUGCGUCUCUGACUCUACCCAAAAGGGCACUUUUGCCUUCCCAACCCACCCAAAGACUACAAAUUCAAAUCAAACCCAACUUCUUUUUCUUUUUCUUUUUCUUUAUCUCUCUUUCUCUCUCUUUAGUAUGUAUACAAACGCAAAAAUGGUCUCUAUUAACUCUCAAAGGACUAAACUUUUUCUCUCCUUUUGUAUAUAUAUUCCCUCGUAGUUUAACUCAGAAUUCGCAAUCUUAUUGAACCAUGGCUCUUGUGUAUAAGCUGCCAUCGCUUUCUUCUUCUUCUUCUUUAUCUGGACAAAAUUUCAAGCAUUUCUUCUUAAUCCCAAAAACCAUAUGCUCUUUACAUUUCAAAAGCUCACCUUUUACUGAGAAACAUUCAAUUGAGAGAUACCAAAGAGACCACUGGCUUUAUAAGGAUCAGCUAGAUCUUUACCAUUACCAAUCUUCUUCUUCUUCUUCUUCAUGCCCUCUCCCAUCUGACAAAGAGUCUAUAAGGCAAAACGACAUAGCUUUGCAGCUACCAGAGCUGAGGAAGCUACUUCAAGUGCUUAAAGAGAAGAGAGAGACUUUUGGUAAAGAUGGAGAGAAGUGUGGGCCAGGGCAUGUGUAUUUGGUAGGUACAGGCCCAGGGGAUCCGGAAUUGUUGACAUUGAAGGCAGUGAGAGUAAUACAAAAAGCUGAUCUUUUGUUGUAUGAUAGGUUGGUGUCCAAUGAUGUUCUGGAUUUGGUUGGUCCUGAUGCUAGGUUGCUUUAUGUAGGCAAGACUGCUGGCUACCAUAGCAGAACCCAGGAGGAGAUACAUGAGCUGCUUUUGAGUUUUGCUGAAGCAGGAGCUACUGUUGUGAGACUUAAAGGAGGGGAUCCGCUGGUAUUUGGAAGGGGUGGAGAGGAGAUGGAUUUUCUCCAACAGCAAGGAAUUCAAGUGAAAGUUAUUCCAGGUAUGAUUCUGUACACUUGUCUCUCAAAUUUUAUUCUCAAGUUUGGACAUUUAAAAAUGAUCAACAUUUAGUCUAGUGAUGGUGGCUGUCCGGAAAAUGGCUGCCACAUCAGAAGGUGAUAAUAGAAUUUGGAAUUUGGUUAUGUGCCAUUUGAAGAAAAUUAGGUGUUCAUUUUUUUUUUCAGAAACAGCUAGCUUUGUCCUUCAAUGAUGUUACAUAAUAUGAUCUUCAUCUAUGAACUUUGGUACUAAUAAUACCAGGUUUGGUUGCAUUCAACUUAGACAAUUAUUACAAGGAGGUGACAUUGAAUUGCCAUCUUUGUUAUGAGGAAAAGUGGGAUAUAAGACUCAGUAUUGGCAUUCAUUUACUGUAGGGAAUUCACUAAGCCUUAACCCAUUGUCAUAAUUUUCCAUCCAAAUCAGGUUGAGCUAUUGAGAAUUGUCUUUUUAAAUUAGUGAAGAACAUGUAAAGUUUGUCUGGAAGUGAUGUCAGCCUUUUCUUUUGUUAUGCUUCUCCUAUGUUUUGCUUGUUAUCUACUCCACAUGGGGCCGCGGACAGCACUA